Messenger RNA from Helicoverpa armigera (cotton bollworm), 4902 nucleotides. RefSeq names its product 5-hydroxytryptamine (serotonin) receptor 2A (gene 5-HT2A). NCBI's taxonomy places the organism in Eukaryota, Metazoa, Arthropoda, Insecta, Lepidoptera, Noctuidae. Gene Ontology annotation, cellular component: dendrite; plasma membrane. The record is from RefSeq and is a predicted model, not a curated record. The coding region runs from base 312 to 2210 and encodes 632 amino acids. Gene Ontology annotation, biological process: chemical synaptic transmission; serotonin receptor signaling pathway; G protein-coupled receptor signaling pathway, coupled to cyclic nucleotide second messenger. Gene Ontology annotation, molecular function: neurotransmitter receptor activity; serotonin binding; G protein-coupled serotonin receptor activity. The transcript has 10 exons.
CCACGAGAUACUGAAAGCUGUGGACGCAUGAUCUGUGACGUCACAACGCGUUCCAAAUACGAAAUUCGCGCGCGAAUAUUUUCUUUUUCAUAAAAAAGUAUUGUUCUAUCUGUGUUUGUGCCUGUGCUUGUUCUUAAUUUGAAUUUACCUUUUUUGUGGAUUUUGAAUUUCGAAGAGUGAAACAAUUGAAUUGGGUUAAGUGCAAUUAAGAAGAAUUAAAAUAUGGAUAACUUAGUUAACUUCUGAAAAAGGUCUCAAAACGAUGACCAGCAAAGCGGGAGUACAAAAUGUGACCUAACAUUAUCCUGGACAUGAAUAAUCUCACUUUCCUGGACCCAGCGUUUCAAGAAUUCCAAUGUCACCUGAGGCACGGGACGGGCUGCGGCGAAUCCUUCUCCGGCCUUGACUGCACAUCUGAAGAGAACAGUAUUAACUAUACUUGCGAGCUAAACAUAGACAUACAAAAUGAAACCUCAUAUACUUGCACUACGUGUAAUAUUACGAAUGCUGGUAGCAACAACACUUUAUGUACUCCUUACCUCAAGCUGAACAUGGUCACAAUAAUCUUCGAAAGUGCCCUCAAGAACCUAUGGCUCCGAUUACCCAAUUUCUUCUGCGAUUUGGACACCCUAUUCUGUUAUACGGAGGCUAACAAUCGGACGUUGUACAUUGACGUUUUAAAUGACACUCCAGUGUUAGGUGUAGUGGAAAGUUUUCAAUGUAGUUAUGGAUUUAGGAAUAGUACGGAAGAAGUGGUGGAUAAAGUGGGAUACGAUUGGAGUUUCUUGUUUGUGAUAGUGUUUAUUAUAGCGGGUGGUGUGGGCAAUAUAUUAGUGUGUUUGGCCGUGUGUUUGGAUAAACGGCUGCAGAAUGUGACGAAUUAUUUUCUUCUUUCGCUGGCCAUUGCUGAUCUGCUGGUCAGUUUGUUUGUGAUGCCGAUGGGGGCGAUACCUGGGUUCCUAGGGUACUGGCCGCUGGGCGUGGUAUGGUGCAACGUGUACGUCACGUGCGACGUGCUCGCGUGCUCAGCCAGCAUCAUGCACAUGUGCUUCAUCAGUAUUGGCAGGUACCUAGGCAUACGCAACCCUCUGAAGAGUCGGCACCACUCCACCAAGAGGGUAGUGGUCAUCAAGAUCGCUCUCGUCUGGCUGCUAAGCAUGUUCGUCUCAAGUUCCAUUACUGUUUUAGGUCUCAUCAACCGCACAAACAUAAUGCCGACCCCAGACUUGUGCGUCAUUAACAACCGGCUGUUCUGGAUCUUUGGGUCGCUGGUCGCGUUCUACAUUCCCAUGCUGACCAUGGUGGUGUCUUUCGCUUUGACUGUUCAGCUGCUGAAGAGGCAAGCCAGGCUCGCUGCCACUCCUGUGCCUGGAGGGACGCAGAGGAGGCAAUGCGGCGGUUACGACAACGGUCCAACUCAAGGCAUGCGGCGGGUUGGAGUGAGGAGUUCUCCAGAUCUAUCACCUAAUAGAACUGUCUCGAGGCAGCUCACUUGGAGAAUCACUAGUGCUACCAGAGCUCAACGCAACAAAGUGGGGAUGAGCGUCUCCCACCCCCAGCUAUCGUACAUGAACGGCUGCGGAGGCACCGGGUCUUCAGGGUCGAGGCGUGGACGUGAUGUGGCCACGCAGACUCCUCCCAGCAUAGCUGCGGAGACGAGGAGAGCGAGGCUGAGGCCGUUGAAGCUCACGUUAGCUGCUCCUAACGCUUUGACUCUUAGAUUCCUAGCCAACCGCAAAAAAGGCCGAUCACUCUCAGCAAAUGCAGUAGCGAACGAACAGAAAGCGACCAAAGUCCUUGGUCUCGUCUUCUUCACGUUCGUACUCUGCUGGGCUCCAUUCUUCUUACUAAAUAUACUGUUUGCCGCCUGUCCGGCCUGCAUAGUCCCAGAGCACGUGGUGGAUAUCUGCCUAUGGUUGGGCUACGUGUCUUCCACCAUCAACCCCAUCAUCUACACUGUGUUCAACAGAACCUUCAGGGCUGCCUUCCUCAGGCUGCUGAGGUGUCAUUGUACCAGACGCGGCCGCUGCACCCGCUACCGUUCCACGGGGUCAACGAGAGGUGCAUCACAGUUAUGCGCUCGAUCAGCUCUACCCCUCGCCAUAUCAUUACGACCCUCAGGACUACAAGCCUCCUCGCCAGCAGCGCCAGAUACCACCGAAACAGUAUUGAUAGAACAACCUUUAGGAGACUUUAAUCUUAGGUAUUAAGUGUUUGGGUGACAGGAAGCUCGUAUGAAAAUGGAGUCCAUACCAAUUGAACAAAAAUUUUAAUACAAAGAAACAAGAAGCAGUAUUUAUUUUUUAGUAAAUGUGGUCCAUAAUUUGAUGAAACUUCGUGAUGCAAAAACAGUGUUUAAACAUAAACUGAUUGUUUGUACGAUGGCUGUCAUUUUAAAAGUGUCAGAAGACUGACAAGCAGUCUUGCCAAGGGGUAUUGGGUUGCCCGGGUAACUGGGUUGAGAAGGUCUGAUAGGUAUUCGCUCAUUGUAAAAUACUGAUACUCAGCUGCAUCCAGUUAGACUGGAAACCUACCCCAACAAGGGAAAAGUCUAGGCAGAUGAUGUUCUCCAGAAAUACAUACAAGCUUCUUGUACUCAAAAAGCAUUGAAGAUAUAAUUUGAUUUUUCUAAUUGGAACCUACUGCCAAAGUGAACUAUGUAAUUGAAAUGUAUUAGAUUUGAAGUCUGAUAUAAUUGUGUUUUAUAUCUAGAUCCUAAAGUACAGAUGUUUUUGUAAAUUUAAUAGUGCCAAAGUAGUAUUUCAGUACAAAUAAGUUAUUAAAUAAUAUUCUUCCAGUAUCUUUAGUACCUGUUUUAUUGUAAGGACAUCUGUAGCUUCUAAUUUAUUUCGAUGUAUUUAAUUUGUACGAGUAUUUUGAAGAGGAAUGCCAAUUUUAUUUUUAAUAGUGAACAUUUUUUCUUUUGUACCAUUCUCUGCUUUUAUAUUUACCGUUAUUAUGAUACGAAGUAAUUUGUCUUCAGUAAUAUUUUUGCACAGACGUAGAUUAUAAAAUUCCUUUUCUUAAAUAUUUCUUUAACUUUGGUCGAAAGAUAUGAAAUAAUUAUUGGUUGCCAAAAAAACGAAACUUUUCAGUAUUAAAAUAUGUAUUAUUACUAUAUUUUGGAUACUUUACUCAUGGUAACGACCAGAAUGAUAGAGCCCUGCCAAAUAGCAUGCCAAUUUUAUCCCCGUAUUUUCGGUACAAUUACCGAUUAAUCUUGUGCAGCCAUUUUAUUCACACGACCUUCGCGAAGCUGGUUAUGUAGGUCUGUAUCUAUGAUUCCUCAAGAAGACCACUACUUACUACUACUUAAAGUCUUAAGUAGUGAUUAAAUGAUAAUUAAGACAUGCUAAAGCAACGUUCAUAAGUAAGAAUUUUCUUAAACAGCCCUUAAGUAUUAUUUACUUCACGUUCAUAAGUAAGGCUGUAAGUCCUUCCGCAAGUAACAUUGUUUAAAGCUAUUGAAUUAUAUUUUUGUAGUAUUACCACUAUUUUCUUCAUUCUUCAUCCCCUUUUUAUAACUAUAUUUUUUAUUUAAUCUUUUACAAUCAGGCAACAAUGGCCCAUAGAUACAUACCUUAAAACGAACAUACAUACAUUAUAUACAAAACUACUACUAUAUACUUUAAUACUAUCAUCAGACAGGCGUUAAUGAGUUGACCGAUACCUCGUAAAGCCUGCGGUCUCGUAUAAUUCUGAAAUAUGUUAUAAAUUAAAUUGUGAUGAGGUGGGAUGAAAUGCUGAAAUUCACAUUUCGUCUGGCACUGCCGUCGCGGGAAAUCAAUCCGUUGUCGCGGAAAUUGCUUAAUUUUGAGUACAUUUUUUUAUUUCUUGACAUAUUAUUUUGAGUGUGCGAACUUUGAACUUAUGAAGGAGAAUAUCUAGAAGUAUUAAACACAAUUCAGUAUAUGUAUUAAGGUUUCAGUCCUAUACUCUUCUCUUCGAUCAUUUGAGAUUGCCAUUCCAUACGUCUAUGAGAAAGUCAACUAUAAAGGGUUGGAUUUUAGUCUACCAUCACAAAAAUCCAUUUACAACAGUACCAAUAAUAUAAUAUUUAAAACUCUUAUUAAAGUAUAUCCGUCUUACCACAAAAACUUUUUAACGUCAGUUUAUUAAGACUUGUCUAAAAAAGUGACAAAUUAUGACUUUGACAUAUUAAAACAGUUGUUAAAGUUUUUGUAGUAAGGUAUAUUUGUUUUGCAAUCAAAUCACAAACGCCAUAACUGAGAGAUAAACGAUAAUGAAAAACAAAAUUCUUAAUUAGUUCGGCACACCACACACUCUAAGUUAAUGAACACAUAAAUUGCGAAGAAUUAACUAAUUAACUGUGCUAUAAUAAAUUCCAGUUAAAAUGUUGCGUUUUAUUUGAAUUAAAAUUCAUUAUUGUUUUGAUAUGGUUUUAAAGUCCUACAAACGUUUGUAUCAAGCUGUGUUUUCUCUUCGUUUAUCUGAAGAAAAAAGUUUUAUGAAGGAGUAAACUUUAAUUGUUAGAAAAUAACAUACCUGGCAUAAGUUAUGGUAUUCCAAACAUUAAUCUAAGUUUUUGUUCAAUGUCUUGUAUUAAAGUCAGAAUAUAGAUCAUAAAAUUUAUUUCCAAGUGAAAUCACAAUUAUUUCCAAUAAAUUCAGUACUUUGGGUCGUAAAUAUAAGUUAUUGAAAUUACUUUCCAAGUUGUAGCUAAAACCGUUUCCUAAUGCGAUAAUCUGAAGCCAUUUCAGAAAGUACUUAAGAAAAUGUCUAGAAUAACAAAUUCUGUGAAUUUAUAAGUAAUAGCAAUGAUUUUAAUCUAUUUAAGUAUGUAUUUAAAUAUAGUGUAGGCAACUGUAUAGAUUAAUUUAUUUGUCAAAAGAUGUUCAAUUAAAUAUUUUUGUGUAUGCAUAAACUAAAUGUUAUGUAGAA